AUGAGUGAAUGCAGCACUAUACGUACAGACAGGAGGCAUAGGCGGGCUAGGCCCGAUAAUGGCUCGUUUAACUAUAAGAGAAAGAUAAUUUUUGAGAAAAAAGAAGAUCACGGCUCUUUUAAUGCAUUGGAUGAAUGUGUUGCAUGUAGUGCAAUGAAUUGCUUAGGAGCACUAGAUGGAACUCAUAAUAGAGUGAGAGUACUUAUGGAUGAUAAACCAAAAUAUCGUACUCAAAAAAGUAAAAUAGCUACAAAUGUCUUAGGUGUAUGCUCCAAAGACAUGAAAUUCAUAUAUGUGUUACCUUGUUGGGAAGACUUUGCAGUAGAUGAUGCUAGAUAUACUAAUUGUAAGAGAUUUCUUGCUUCAUACCGAGGCCAACGUUAUCACCUCAACUAUUGGGAAGAUGGGAAUCCUCCUAAAAAUCCACAAGAAUAUUUUAAUAUGAAGCAUUCAUCUGUUAGGAAUGUCAUUGAGAGAUGUUUUGGUCCAAUUAAGAAUCGAUGGGCAAUUCUUAGGAGUUCGUCAUUCUAUCCAAUAAAGACUCAAAAUCGAAUCAUUUUGGCAUGUUGUUUGCUUCACAAUUUUAUAAGAAGAAAAAUACCAACUGAUAAUUAUAUGCUUUCAGAGAAUGAGAUUGAUAGUGGAGAUGAAGAAGAUGUUGAUGGAUCCAUAAGAAGUAUUGAAGCUUCUGAAGAGUAG
This is a messenger RNA of Cannabis sativa, 699 nucleotides long. Its product is annotated as protein ALP1-like. Bases 1 to 699 code for a protein of 232 amino acids. The transcript is spliced from 4 exons. NCBI's taxonomy places the organism in Eukaryota, Viridiplantae, Streptophyta, Magnoliopsida, Rosales, Cannabaceae. The record is from RefSeq and is a predicted model, not a curated record.